This is a messenger RNA of Vicia faba (fava bean), 456 nucleotides long. NCBI's taxonomy places the organism in Eukaryota, Viridiplantae, Streptophyta, Magnoliopsida, Fabales, Fabaceae. The record is from the annotation of a GenBank genome assembly.
AUGGCUUCUAUUGAUGAUGAAAGUGGUUCGUCUAGUAAGAAAACAGUUGGUAAACAUGGUGUGACCCGAUUGCAAAAAAUUCACAAAGCCAAAAGCAAUGGAAAGAGAAUUGAGGUUCAAUGGAAUUCCAGAGGUCAACCAAUCAAGCAUAAUAGCAAGACUUUUGCUAGUUUCAUUGGUGUCACAGUUCGUCGGUUAGUUCCAAUAAGCUUGGACAAUUGGAGCGCGAAAAAAAAUAAAGAGGCUAUGAGUUCAACGCUUUUGGAUCAUGAAGGCUUGGAAGAAGGCUUGGAGGAAGAAAAAGGUUUGGAUGAAGGAACCAAAUGGGAAAUGAAGGAAUCAAGGAUUCUACAACGGGUAGAUAUAAAAGAGAUUGAGGAAGAUGUGUGCAAUGAGAACUUCAAUGAGAAUUACAAGGGAAAUUGGCCAAGUAUAAAGAAAACACGACCUAGUUAG